AUCCUCUUUGGGCUGACGAAGCUGCCUGAGUUCUGCUGUAAACCAUGGUUUGUCAUUGUUAAAUGUGAAAUAAGUCCUAGUAGGAAUGCACAUAUCCUCACAAAAACUGAUAUAUGAUGUAACAGUAUCUGUGAGCUCGUCCAGAUUGGUGUCUGCAGCCUCAAAAACUCUCCAAUCAGUGCAGUCAAAGCAGGCUUGUAGUUCCAGCUCUGCUUCGUUGGUUCACUCUUUACAGUCCUUAAUACAGGCUUAGUAGAUUUUAAUUUCUGUCUGUAGGUUGGAAGAAGAUGAACCAGGCAGUGAUCAGAUAGUCCCAAAGCUGCUCUAGGAACAGAGCGAUAUGCAUCCUUUAUUGUUGUGUAGCAGUGAUCCAGUAUAUUUCUGUCUCUGGUUGGGCAUGUAAUGUGCUGUUUGUAUUUGGGCAGUUCACGUGUGAGGUUUGCUUUGUUAAAAUCCCCAAGAAUAAUAAUAACUGAGUCCGGGUAUUGUUGUUCUGUGUCUGUGAUUUGAUCAGCCAGCUGUUGCACCGUUGUGUUCAAACACGCGUUUGGCGCGAUAUACACACUCACCAGAAUAAACGAGGAAAACUCCCGUGGCAAGUAGAAAGGCUUACAGUUAAUAAAGAGCGCUUCCAAAUUAGGACAGCACAUCCUCUUUAACAUUGUUACAUCUGUACACCAACUUUCACUGAUGUAAAAGCAUGUUCCACCGCCUCUCGUUUUCCCCGUUAACUCUGCGAUGCGAUCUGCUCUGAACAGCUGAAAGCCCAGCAGAUGUAACGCGCUGUCCGGAAUGGCUUCACUCAGCCAGGUUUCUGUGAAGCACAAGGCAGCAGAGGUUGAAAAGUCCUUGUUUGUGCAAGUGAGGAGAUGUAGUUCAUCAGUUUUGUUAGGGAGAGAGAGGAGAUUUGCUAGAUGCUCGGCAGCGUUGUUCGAAAGCCCCGCCGACAAAGCGUGACCAGCGUGCCUGCUCGUCUCCCUCGCCUGUGUCUCCUGGCGUGUUUAAACAACACAGCCUCAUGUACGACUAGAAUGUCAAACAAAACGUCCGAAUAUUCAAAAUCCGGGAAAAUAUUGACUGUGUAUGCUGUCGAAUGUUCAGCAGUUUGUCUCUGGUAAAACUGACUGAAAAAAGAUUACUAAACACAGGACAAACAAACAAAAACAACAAAACAAUAGAAGCGCUCCUCACCGAGGCGGCCAUACGCGGUGCCAUCAUGAUGGGACAAUUGAACAUCUAUGGGAUGUGCUGGACCAACAAAUCCGAUCCAUGGAGGCCCCACCUCGCAACUUACAGGACUUAAAGGAUCUGCUGCUAAAGUCUUGGUGCCAGAUACAACAAGACACCUUCAGAGGUCUUGUGGAAUCCAUGCCUUGAUGGGUCAGAGCUGUGUUGGUGGCACGAGGGGGACCUACACAAUAUUAGGUCCAUUUGGAGUAAAUCAUGGCGUUGAGCUCCACAAGGAGGUUGUUGAAUAUGCAGAAGAAAGACUCGAUGAAUUCAUUAAAAACAGCGACAGCUUUGACAGGUUUGAGUUCUGCAAACCACACUUUGUGGUGGGGAACUGCCUGGAGAUUUCAUCAGACAGUAAUCAAUAUGAUCGUGUUUACUGUGGGGCUGGAGUUCAAAAGGACCAUGAGAACUACAUGAAGAUCCUGCUAAAAGUUGGUGGGAUUUUGGUCAUGCCAAUUGAUGAUCAGCUGACUCAAAUCACCAGAACCAGUCAGAGCUCCUGGGAGAGUAAGAACAUCCUGGCAGUGUCAUUUGCUCCUCUUGUUCAGCAGAAUAGGACUGACAGCAGCAAGCCUGAGGCUGUGGUGCUACCCCCUUUGACAGUAAGGAGUCUUCAGGACCUGUCACGAAUCCACAUUCGCCGAACCCUCCGCAACCUGACCAAUGACGAGAGCGGCGGCCGCAAUUCCACACAAAGAAUGUCUCAGAAGCGCAAACGCAGGCGCUGUCGUCGCCGCCGUCGAAUCAACACCUACGUCUUCGUCGGAAACCAGUUGAUUCCUCAACCCAUGGACAGCGAGGAAGACGAAUGCAUCGAAGAGGAGAGCAAAGAGGAAGAGCAAGAGAAAGACAUUGAGCCUAUCAAACCCGAGGAACCACAAGUCAACCACCUGAGAGACAAAAUUUUGAGUCUGCCGCUACCCGAGUCGUUGAAAGCGUAUCUGCUGUACUACCGCAAGAAAUAACAGAGUGCAUAACCGCUCAUUCAGUCUACGAAUUAAUCAGUGGUGGUGGUUUUCCUUCUCCAACUACUUCCGACCCUGAAUUCCUUUUUGUUUUUUGUUUUUUAUAAUAUAGCAUAAUUUAAACAUUUAAAUGGGGCAACGCUGCAUUCGAAAAAGACGUCGGAGUUGAUUGUGCUUGCUGUGUUGUUCUGAUGACUCAUAACCCAAUCUUUAAACAGAAUCUUCACAUUUUAAAUGUGAUUUUUGAGUAUGAAGGACCUAAUGAGGACCUUUGGUGGUUGAGAAGCUUCUAGCUCACCUUGUUUGUGUUCAGAGAAAGAGUUUGCUAAAAUUGUUGGGUAAAUGGAAUGGAAGAAUUGCUAUUUUUCACAGGCUUGUAUAGUAAAACCCAAUAUUUGAUGAAACCAGUAAUGACAGCUUUCUUUCUGUUUUUCCAUUGUAGGGAGAAUUAAAAACUCUAGUCAAUAUUUUGCAAUUGAUUUUUGCCUUCUUUGAGUCUCCGACUUGGGAGUUUUUGCUGUUUAUGAUGCUAAUGCUUUCAGUAUCUCUUCAGGCUGUUUUAGUGAAGUUCCAUCUAGAGAUGAUUUUUGGCUUGUGUUUCACAUUUGUACUUUUUUUGUUUUUUUUACAUUCUAGUCACAUUUGUAAUUACUGAUAUUGAGCUGUCUCUUAAUAGAUGAUGUAAUUCUUUGGUAGUUGUUUAUUUUGUCUGUCGGUCUCGACCUGAAGACGUAACGCUCCACUUUCUGCUUGUGAUCAUAAAAUGUAAAAGACGUCACUGUUUGUAAUCGGAGAUUUCACACUGUCGUAACAACUUGUUUGCAAUAUAUUGUCAGCAUAAGAAAUCUGUGGCUUAAUUUCAGUUAUUGAAAUGAUUUGAAAUGAUCUCUUGACUCUGCAUACAGAAGAGGGGAAUUUUCUGUCUGCCACUGUCGGCAAAAAGAUUGUUCUGCCCCAAAUUAUUAUGUUGGGAUGUUCGAACAAACACUUUUUUGGGGGAAUCAACCUACUCAUAGUUGCCUCUUCAGAUUAAAUGGUGAUAGAAGGAAGUAUUUUAACACGUAGGCCAAAAACAUACUUGCAUGUACGCAGAUGUGAACACUUAGCCAAUGCAUUGCCAACUCACAGUCCGGUUAAACAUGCUUAACGUGCGGUACUCAAGGGGGCGAUAGAGUUACCUUCUAAAGUCUGUGCCAUUACACUGGGUGUGUUGUUAUUCAGGUAAGUUGCUUUAAAUAUAUUGACUUUAACUUGUUUAGCAAUGUUCUCUUCAAACUGUUGCUCCACCAUGACAGUAGUUGACUUUAAAGAGAAAACUUGCCAUAGAAUCGGACAUUUCAAGCUAAUGUUCACUAUAGCGCUCCCUGUGGCAAUGUUCUGACACAUUUGGAAAAGCAAAAAUGCAUGCAGUUCGAACACUUGUGUAAAGUUUGUCAUUACUAGACAUAAAUAUUGUUAUCAAUAAUGAUUGUUAGAUGACAAGUUUGAAACAAGCACCUUAAAUCUUUUCCAGCAACACAUUGUGUCUCCCAUUAUUUAUAUUGAAAUGAUGGUGACAGGAAAAAGAGAAUGUACAGAUAUUAACCAAAAUUAUGCUUUAAAUUUGGCCUUACAGAUUUACAAUGUAUGUUAUAGAUUGUCCGUCAAACUAAUAUUUCUUCUAAUACAGUUGUCUUUUCUGUCCUAUAUAAACAUGCUACAAAGAAGGCUAUAAAAUUUCAAAUAUUAGUGCAAAAAUUGUUUUAAAAAAUAUAAAACCUACAGGGCAGAAUUAUUUUUUAUACUGAAUAUUGUUGAACACCAGCAUAAAUACAAAUAAUCUAGAAAUAAUGUUUUGUUUUGAAACCAAACCGCAUGCCCACUAGCUUUGAUUUCAAAAUGAUUUAAAAGCUAACAAAAGGAACACCACAAUGUUUUUGUGCUUUGUUUGUUAUUGAGACCGUAGUACAACACAUUUAGGCCAGAUGGUUUACUUUUCCCCACUGAAAAUAAAUGCCUUGACCAUUUCUGCCAUAUUUUGAAUUCAGAACUCAAAUAUUAAAAUGUAUCCAACCCUUUAAGGUAUUCAGAGGGUAAAACUGUAAGCAAUAUUUAGGCUACAGAUUCUACAUGGAGGGUCUGGUAAUAUUUAUCAGAGUUAUUCACAUUGCUCAUUGGUCCAAAAAUGCACACAUUCCUCACACCUGUCGGAUUCGCAAGGUAAGAGAGUCCUAGUGAACCUGUCUAUUGAGUUUGUUAAAUAAGGGGCUACUAAAACAUUCCACAAGGUUUAAUUCCUUGAGAUCAACAGCAUGUUUUCUUACAGAUGGUCCGUGCUGUCGGUACAUGGGAGUGUCUUUUUUCAAAUGUAUCACUGACUGUUUGUAAUUUGAUGCUUUGUUUCUCAACCAUCUUUUCAUUAAAUAUAUUUAUAGCCAA
This is a messenger RNA of Myxocyprinus asiaticus (Chinese sucker), 4616 nucleotides long. RefSeq names its product protein-L-isoaspartate O-methyltransferase domain-containing protein 1-like. The transcript is spliced from 5 exons. The record is from RefSeq and is a predicted model, not a curated record. Gene Ontology annotation, cellular component: cytoplasm. NCBI's taxonomy places the organism in Eukaryota, Metazoa, Chordata, Actinopteri, Cypriniformes, Catostomidae. Gene Ontology annotation, molecular function: protein-L-isoaspartate (D-aspartate) O-methyltransferase activity. The coding region runs from base 1239 to 2198 and encodes 319 amino acids. Gene Ontology annotation, biological process: protein modification process.